CGACGGCAGUAAUGGCGGCAAUGGAAUGAAUGGUUUCCUUCCCUUGAGCUGUGAUAAAUUUAGCCGAGACAGGAGAAAGGUUGAAGAAGAAGAAGAAGAAGAAGAGCCCGCGAGGGCCCAACAAUAUGAUACGUGUAAGGAUAUGAUUCCCGGGCAAAAAGUAGCCACAUCACAUGGGAUUGCUCUUUAAAUACGCACCCUUUUCCGGAAGAGCGCCAUGGCCUCCACCACCAGGGCUGCAUGCCUCGACCUUGGAUUUUGAUAUGCUGCUUUCAUGGAGAGCGAUCGAGGGAGGGGAAAGGCGCGAUCUUGAUGGGUUUUCUCUGGUCAAUUUUGGAGUCUUAAGAUUCAAGUUCGACCUUUUUCGUUCUUUUUUGGGUCCAGCCGAUUUAGGGUUUAACUGGGGUCAACUGGGAUCGAGCGAGUACGCAGUGUUCUGUUCUUGCUCCAACAAUCGAUUUCCUAAAAAGUGUUCCUUUGAUCUGAAAAGAUUGAAGGAAGUGGCGUACUGUGAACAAUCUGUUCGUGUUUUUCGUCGUCUUGUUUAAAUUUCCAAUCUUUUUGAUCGUUCAAAGUUGCGCAGCAGCGGAGCAGGGGACAAGAAGAUUCAGUACCAAGCCCCCGGGUUUGGCGAACGCUAUGCUGAGGAAGAAAUCGGUGAAAACAAGCCCUAAUGUCCGAUCCCCACUCUUCCAAUAGCAGCUGCUGCAACAAGUCUAGAGCUUUCUCAAUCUUCUCUCCAAGGCUCUUUGUGGGUGUCUCCUCAAGUAGCUCCUCGGACUCCGAGGCCACCAUGAGCCCGACCUCCAUACUCGAGACCAAGAGCUUGUCCUCGAUCGGGCGCCUGCUCCUCUCCGAUGCUACCAAAUCCAGUGGCACAGAGAGCAAACUACAUGCUCGAUCAUUUGGCGACACUGACGCCGUCGGGCUCAGCAUCAUCGACGCUCUCAACGAGGAGAAAUCUACUAAAGCUUUCCCCAAUUCGGAGAGCAGAAGGGUGGUGUUUGGGUCGCUUCUCAAGGUCCAAAUUCCUUCCCUUUGCCCCGGCUCAAUGUCGCCAGUCGGAUCCCCGAUAGAGUUUGGCGUCAAGAACAAAGAAUCCCAACUAGCUCUGCUCUCCCCUGCCCAGAGUUCUCUAGGCUUGGAGAUGACGACUUCUUCUGCUUGUAGGGUCUUUGCCAGGAGCAUCUCUAUGAGUGAGAUGGAACUCUCGGAGGACUACACUUGUGUGAUAUCUCAUGGUCCAAAUCCAAGAACCACUCACAUUUUUGACAAUUGUGUAGUGGAGAGCUGUGGGGAUGGGUUCACUGCUUCCAUCGAAACCAACAGCUCUACACCGACUGAUCGCCGAGGCCAUCUUAGCAAUGAUUUCUUGAGCUUCUGCUAUGCAUGCAAGAAGGAUCUUGGGCAAGGGAAUGACACCUUCAUAUACAGGCUCUGUUUGUUCACUGUCGAGGGGACCAACUCUUCCUGCAGCAUUGAAUCACAGAGCAUUUGUUCUUAUCCAUCACAGUUAGCGCAGUGGGGCAUUCAACCAUACCUCCUCUUUCUAGCCGCUCCUGGAAUCCAUGGUGGCGAUUCAACCGACUGUCCGAUCGACGAGGAACCAAAGAAAUCAGUCGCGAAUCCUGCUCUGAUGCUCAAUCAAUCGCCAUAA
Messenger RNA from Zingiber officinale, 1657 nucleotides. RefSeq names its product FCS-Like Zinc finger 8-like. NCBI's taxonomy places the organism in Eukaryota, Viridiplantae, Streptophyta, Magnoliopsida, Zingiberales, Zingiberaceae. The transcript has 4 exons. The record is from RefSeq and is a predicted model, not a curated record. Bases 674 to 1657 code for a protein of 327 amino acids.